Messenger RNA from Carassius auratus (goldfish), 2217 nucleotides. RefSeq names its product protein XRP2-like. Gene Ontology annotation, biological process: post-Golgi vesicle-mediated transport. The transcript has 5 exons. The coding region runs from base 211 to 1338 and encodes 375 amino acids. Gene Ontology annotation, cellular component: cilium; periciliary membrane compartment. Gene Ontology annotation, molecular function: GTPase activator activity. The record is from RefSeq and is a predicted model, not a curated record. NCBI's taxonomy places the organism in Eukaryota, Metazoa, Chordata, Actinopteri, Cypriniformes, Cyprinidae.
GUAACGCGGUCCGCUGUAGUGAUUGGCUGACUCGAGGGUCAAGGAAACGGGAAGAGCACAGGUUGCCUGUUCUUGGUUACUUUCUGGGGAGGGUGAGAGUCACGGAGCGCUACUGUUGCGGCUGAUCGAGACUUUCUUUUUCUGAAGCGCGUGGCAGUCACCACAGGAGAAGGGGCGCGCUGACAUAUCGCUUUUACUGCUCCUUCAUAAAUGGGGUGCUUCUUCUCCAAAUCAAGGAGAAAAUCUCCUAAAAAAGACUCUGCUUUGCCCGCUGGAGACAAGAGCGCUACGAGCAAUGACCUCCUCGACUCCAACAACACUGCGCUGGGCAGCAACAGCAACCAGGAGGCUCCAAAGCAGUACAGUUGGGAUAAACGAGAAAAGGUUGACCCGAAAGACUUUAUGCUGACAGGCCUAAAGAAUGAGACAGUGGGCCGGUUGCCAGGCAAACUCAACGGCCAGCAGUUUGUCAUUCAGGAUUGUGAGAACUGUAACAUCUACGUAUUCGACCAUUCGGCGACUAUUACCAUCGACGACUGUGUGAACUGCCGUAUUAUGUUAGGUCCGGUCAAAGGCAGCGUGUUCUUCAGAGACUGCAAAGAUAUCAAGUGUGUGGUGGCCUGCCAGCAGUUCCGCACCAGAGAUUGCAAGAAAAUGGACGUCUUUUUGUGCUGCGCCACCCAACCCAUCAUUGAGUCUUCAACAGGCAUGAAGUUUGGUUGCUACCAGUACUACUACCCCGAGCUGGCUUUCCACUUUAAAGAUGCAGGCCUCAGCAUCUUUAACAACAACUGGAGUAAUAUUCAUGACUUCACACCUGUCUCUGGAGAGACCAAUUGGAGUCUCCUACCAGAAGAUGCUGUUGUUGUGGAGUAUAUGCCGCUACCUGAUCCUGAGUCAGAAUUCAAGUCUGUGAGAAUCUCUACUGAAGCAAAUCGGAGCAUAGUGCCCCUGACCAAAGGAGGGCGCCGCACCGAGAGCGAAGAAUCCUGCCUGUUUGUCUUUUUUGCAGGAGACUACACAACUGCCAACGCCCGCAAGCUCAUUGAUGAGACGACCGCCAAAGGCUUUGUCCUCAUUCAGACCAAAGAGGUUUCCAUGCGCCCUGAGGAUGUGAACCGAGUGUUCCAGAGCAAUGCAGAAACCCUCACUGAGUGGAUCACCAAAGGUCCAGUGGUAGCCCUCGAGCUGAAUGGAGAUGGUGUGGUGGAGGCUUGUCAAUCCAUUGCCAAUGAAGUGUUCAAUGGGAAUAAGCUAUUUGUUUCUGAGAGCAAAGAAACAUCUUCACGUGAUGUUGACAACUUUUUCAACUUUGCUGACAUGCAGAUGGGACUGUGAAACUGGCACAAAGGAGCACCUCAAAUUAAUGUGGGUUUAUGUUUGUUUGGUUUUGUCAAUUUUGUAAUUUCAGUGAAUUGGAAUUACUUAAUAUGUGAAGCCACUGAUAUCUCAACACUUUUAGGGGUUUAUAUAACCACUAUUUUAACAUACAGUUUUGCUCUGUGAUCUGACAAUUUUACAUUUUCAUGCCGUUGAAAGAGGCAUAUAGAUGGUCAGUUAGGGUUUUGGAACCAAUCAUGAAGGCCAAGUGCCUUUAGAUAAAGAACAAAAUUGAGAACUGGAACUUUAGUCUAAUCAAAUAUUGCUGUGGACAAUUUAUCACUCAUGCUGAAAAUAAUGAAUUUGAUUAUAUAGAUAUUUAUUUAAUUGUUUUUCCCUAAAUGUAUAGCUGGAAAUUGUGUUUUAUUCUCCUUUGCUUUUAUACAUGUCAUUUAGUCCUUUAGUUCAUGUGUAGAAAAAAGAUAUUUGUCAAAUGCCAGAAAACAUGAAUUGUUGCAUCACGUUUAUGUAUAUAUAUAUAUAUAUACACACACACACACACACACACACAUAUCCAUGUUUUAUUUUCUUGUUAGCAUGGCUUUUGACGUUUUUUUCAGUAUUUUUUUAUUAUUGUAAACAAAUGACAUUUGUUCUCCUUAUGUUUUUAAGGUAACACUGUUCUAAAAAGAAUGUAAAACGGUGAUCUGAUGUUGAAUGUACUACUAAAAGGAGCUUUAGUUGUCUCCUUUACAACUGCUCUAUUUUUGUAGGAACAUUUUAGCAAGCACAACUUUCCUGUGACCAAAAAAAACUCUUUUUUUCUUAUUUGUAUGAGACAGUUUUGUAGAACUGAAUAUAAGCUGUGAUUUGCCAAUACAUUCAUUUUAGUCAACA